AUGGACAUCUCCGCGGACUAUAUCAACCACUUCAAGUCUCAGUACAACUCGGAGCACGCCGGAUCGUGGUGCUCGGCGUUCGAGGUUCUGGUGGCCAAGGCGUGGCAGAGCCGCACCCGCGCGGCGGGGUUCGAGCCGGAGUCCACCGUCCACCUCUGCUUCGCCAUGAACGCUCGGCCCCUCCUGCACGCCUCGCUCCCGGGCGCCGGGUUCUACGGCAACUGCUACUACAUCAUGCGCGUCUCGGCGCCCGCCGGCAAGGUGUCCGGCUCCUCGAUCCCGGACGUGGUGAAGAUCAUCAAGGACGGGAAGAGGCGGAUGCCGUCGGAGUUCGCGCGGUGGGCAACCGGGGAGGCCGGCGCCGACGGCGGCGAGGACCCGUACCAGAUCACGUCGGACUACCGCACGCUGCUGGUGUCAGACUGGACGCGCCUCGGGUUCGCCGAGGUCGACUAUGGCUGGGGCCCGCCGGCACACGUCGUGCCCCUGACGAACCUGGACUACAUCGCGACGUGCAUUCUGGUAAAGCCGUGGGCGCACAAGCCAGGGGCGCGGCUCAUCACCCAGUGCGUGACGCCCGACCGUGUCGCCGCCUUCCACCAAGGAAUGCUCAACAUGAACUGA
Molecule: messenger RNA, 624 nt
Organism: Triticum turgidum subsp. durum (durum wheat)
Lineage: Eukaryota; Viridiplantae; Streptophyta; Magnoliopsida; Poales; Poaceae
Source: the annotation of a GenBank genome assembly